CACCAUUGGCUAGAAGAGACGUCAAUCACAAGAGAAGAGGCGUUUCCAAACCCGAUUUCCGGGUGCAGUUACAUCCGCAAGUUUUAGUGUGGUUGCUCAAAUUAUUCCUGUUUAUAAGGUAUUAUCUGCGAUGCUAAUGUUAAAUUGUGUCUUUCUAAAUAUUUGUAGAGGCACAACUGUUAUGUUUGCUGUUGUAUAUAAGAGCUCCUAUGGUCAUGUUGUUUAGACACAAAGCUAAUGUGCACUAUCGAUAAUAAGGAGUCAACUUUGGCGCCUUGGCUGCUUUCCACAAAACUUCGUGGAAGAGGCUGCCUCCAUAGCUUUCAGAUUACAGUGAGGAAGAUAUCAGGAAGUUGCCUAAAUUAAAUACUCACAAAAGAAAAGAGGAUGGCCCCUGAGAUCCAGGCAGUGGUACGAUCUACCCAAGCCUGGCUGCAGUCCUCUUGGCACGUCCAGGUGCCCUUUGCCUGGCUAGAAGCCUGCGUGGAAUGGCUGCAGGAAGAGGCAGAGGAGCACGUCGUCCUGUCACAGCAGCAAAUCAACCAACAGGCGCUGGACCAGUGGCUUCUGACAGACCUGAGGGUCCUGGGCUUUCCUGUUCUCCCUGAAGGGCUCUCUCAGGCCCAGAAGACUGAACUCAGCGGAAACUUCUGUGUCCAGGUUGACUCAUUACUCGACAUCGGCCAGCCUGCAUAUGGUCAGCUGCAGAAGUGGAGGGGCUCAGGUUGUGCCAACGACGAGGUGUCUGCUGACACACAGGUCACCCAGAGGCCCUGGGAAGCCAGACCAACCCGUAUGCUACUAUUGCAGGUGACAGAUGGAGUCCAGAGCUUGGAGGCCAUGGAGUAUCAGUCCAUCCCUGCGCUCAGCACAGCUCUCAGGCCUGGUGUGAAGCUGCAGCUACAGGGGAAGAUGGUUUGCAGACUUGGGAUGCUACUGUUGGGGCCAACCAACAUCAAGGUCCUGGGUGGUGAGGUGGAAGACCUGGUGGAGAGGAAUAAACAGGGCAAGGUGCUGUGUCGGACACUAGGACUUCCUGAGGAGCAGCAGGAGGGGGAGGAGGCCCCACCAGCACCACAACAAGGUAACCAGGAAGUGGAGGCCCUGGAGCUAGAUGACGCAGAGUUGUUGGCCAGUCUGGAGGCCCAGGAGGAGGUGGAAAGGGUUCAGGUUGGGAAUUUUCAAGACAGCGCCUACGGGACCCUCAGUGAGACCUCCACUCAGUCCUCGAGAAGCUCCUCUGCCAGGAGCCUUGUCUCGACGGCCUCAUUCAGAAGUGGUUUGACCCAGAGCAACAGAGGUGGUUCAGUCCAAGGGCGUCGCCACAGUAACGAACAAGAGGAUUCUGACCUCUUGAUUCAACAAGAGAUCUCAGAUGCCAACAUGGCAGACGAAGACUUCCCUGAUGAAGACUUUGACGAUCUUCCUCUGGAUGAGUUGAACAGUGUGGUUUUUCAGAAAAGUACAAAUGUUACUACACAGUCUGACAGCAGUCACAGAAGCACGUCACAGAACAACAACAACCUAAUAACAGGAAUUCAUAACAGAACGACUUCUCAGUUUGUGCAGCACGCUUUGAAUGUCUCUGGCUCACGGCUUGAUUCAAGCAACUCCAGAUCCACCACACAGAAAAGAGACUAUCAAGGCUCUACUAGAGGAGCUAGAGGGCAGGUCUUCUCCCCAACAGCAGCUUUAGAGCCAUCACAUGAAUUGAUGAUUGAUGAUUUGGUUACUAAUGCUGAGAGUGACUUCAUGGAUGAAGAUAUGGACUGCUUACUCGCAGAGGUGGAAACUGGGCGGCUAAAUCAGCUCCCUGUCCAUCAAGGACCUAGUAGAGCCAGAGACAGCUCUGCCAACAGAACUGAAACCUCAAGCUCCAAUUGUGGAUUUACCAGCGACUUAUCAAGAAAUGCAACGGAUAGGUUUUCUAUUAAUACAGAGCCUGCAUUUGAGAGCUCACACAACACACCUCAGGUGCAAAAUUACACUUCAAGCACUGCAGUAUUUGAUCCUCAGAGUGAAGGUUCGGCCCCUGCUCUCACUCUGACCUCUCCACCUUUUACAUAUUUGUGCCUGCUCGAAGAGAUGAUGUCCAAACAACAGCAUCACACAACAGAGAUCUGCGUCAAAGCUUUCAUUGUGACUCUCUUGGGGAAACUGAGCAGCAACAACGGUUUUUGGCGCGUCUGUGCUACAAUAUCUGAUGGCACUGGUUACCUGGACGUGGAGCUGUCCGAUGAGGUUUUGACAGGCCUGCUGGGCUUCUCGGUGGCGGAGAAGGGAGCUCUGAAGCGGGACCCAUCCCGGAGAGGUGAGCUGGACACUGGGAUGAGGAGGUGUCAGGAGGAGCUGGUGGACAUGUGCUGCGUUAUGACCAUUGUGGUUGAACCAGACGGCGGAAAAGCUGUCAUGACCAAGGCAGACCCCGUCAACGAGAAAGUAGUCCAGCAGCUGGAGCAGAGGGUGAGAGACGGGAGAAAAUAGACCCAGAGGAGUGCCUUUAAAAAUUCUCCCUAAUGCAAUGAUGGGUUUUGUUUUUUAGGAUUGGUAUUCAACCUGCCCUUCUGCUCCAGAUUUGGAGAGCAGAAUGUGUGAACUGGAUGUCUGAUGAUCAGUAAGCAGUAUGUUGCAUGCAUCCAUCUGCUAGUGAAUGUGACAUUCUGUCAUUUGUCAUUAGAGGAAUUCAUUCAUCUAUUUUAAGAGCUUUUUUUUCUGCUUGAAAUUCACUGCAUCCAUCCCAAAGAUAACAGAUCUUUAAUGUCUACACUUGAUAUUUAUCAUCACAAAUUGUAUGAGAAAACGAUGCGAGAAGAAGAGUGAAGCAAGUGAGAUGAGAGAACGGAAUAGGGGGAGAAAAUAAGUCAUAUUCUGAUGGUUGUAAUGAAUUGCCAGCCUUUGCAUCCAUUCAGUACAUCCAUUACUUCUGACUGAUAUAUAAAUAUUAAAUAUCCAAGGGCAGCAUGGGUAUUUAAUAAACUCCCCCAGAGGAGAAUGAGAGCAAAGGGAGUUAAAGGAGAGGCCAUGAGCUUCGAUUAUUUCUGUUCAUUAUAGAGACUCAUCUGUUUUUGUCUUGAAUGAAUAUAUAACACAAAUGUGAUGCCUUGCCUGUAUUUACUGUAUUUUUAAAUAAAAUUGUUCUGAAGGUUA
Molecule: messenger RNA, 3147 nt
Organism: Cottoperca gobio
Lineage: Eukaryota; Metazoa; Chordata; Actinopteri; Perciformes; Bovichtidae
Gene: rmi1
Product: RMI1, RecQ mediated genome instability 1, homolog (S. cerevisiae)
Biological process (GO): resolution of meiotic recombination intermediates; double-strand break repair via homologous recombination
Cellular component (GO): nuclear body; RecQ family helicase-topoisomerase III complex
Molecular function (GO): nucleotide binding
Source: RefSeq, a predicted model, not a curated record